Molecule: messenger RNA, 5344 nt
Organism: Marmota monax (woodchuck)
Lineage: Eukaryota; Metazoa; Chordata; Mammalia; Rodentia; Sciuridae
Gene: Foxn2
Product: forkhead box N2
Exons: 6
Coding region: 188-1489 (433 amino acids)
Biological process (GO): regulation of DNA-templated transcription
Cellular component (GO): nucleus
Molecular function (GO): cis-regulatory region sequence-specific DNA binding; DNA-binding transcription factor activity
Source: RefSeq, a predicted model, not a curated record
GUGGGUUGCGGAGGCUGCUGUCCCGUGACGCGCCCGGACAUUUUUGUCCCGUGAAGAAUUGGCGCCGGCGCGGGGGUGUCCCCAGCGCGCGGCUCGGGUCGCAUGUGGGCUCCCAGGGGUGUCGAACUGAGGGAAGUGUGGCCCCGUGAGGAGUUAGGAGUUUUUCCUGAGAGACCUAUUAAAGUAAAUGGGUCCAGUAAUUGGAAUGACUCCAGAUAAGACAGCUGAAACCCCAGGAGCUGAAAAGGUUGCGGCACUAAGUCAGAUUUAUAAAAUGGGAAGUUUGCCUGAAGCUGUUGAUGCUGCCAGGCCAAAGGCCACUCUAGUAGGCAGUGAGUCCGCAGAUGAUGAGCUCACAAACUUGAACUGGCUUCACGAAAGUACUAAUCUUCUAACAAACUUCAGCCUCGGAAGUGAGGGUCCUCCAAUGGUUAGUCCAUUGUAUGACAUAGAAGGAGAUGAUGUACCAUCCUUUGGACCAUCUUGCUACCAGAGCCCAGAACAAAAAUCAACAACUUCAAAGCCCCCAUACUCUUUUAGUCUUCUCAUUUAUAUGGCUAUUGAACACUCUCCAAAUAAAUGUUUGCCUGUCAAAGAAAUUUAUAGCUGGAUUCUGGACCAUUUUCCAUAUUUUGCUACUGCACCUACAGGCUGGAAGAAUUCUGUUCGACAUAAUCUGUCCCUAAAUAAGUGUUUUCAGAAAGUGGAAAGAAGCCAUGGCAAGGUUAAUGGCAAAGGUUCCUUAUGGUGUGUUGAUCCAGAAUAUAAACCCAAUCUUAUGCAGGCACUGAAGAAGCAACCUUUUUCCUCAGAGCCUCGUAACUGUCAGUGUGGUUCUUUAUCACCUCACUACCUAAGCUCUGUUUUCAAGCAGAACCAGGUGCGAACCCUCAAAGAAUCUGAUAUUGAUGCUGCCGCUGCAAUGAUGCUUUUAAAUACUUCCAUAGAGCAGGGGAUUUUAGAAUGUGAAAAGCCUCUUCCUCUUAAAACAUCAUUGCAGAAAAAGAGGAAUUAUGGUAAUGCAUUUAAUCAUCCCAGUGCUAUAAGAUUACAAGAGAGUGAUUCUUCCACCACCAGCAUUGAUCCAAAAGAAGAUCAUAAUUACAGUGCAAGUAGCAUGGCAGCACAGCGCUGUGCAUCCAGAUCUAGUGUGUCUUCCUUGUCUUCUGUGGAUGAGGUCUAUGAAUUUAUCCCAAAGAGUAGCCAUGUGGGAAGUGAUGGCAGUGAAGGAUUUCACAGUGAAGAAGACACAGAUGUUGAUUAUGAAGAUGAUCCUCUUGGAGACAGUGGCUACGCAUCACAGGCUUGUGCAGAUACCGCUCAGAAAGGGCAGCCAGGCAAAAAGAUGCGAAAACAGUCAUGUCAAGAAAUUGAUGAGGAGCUCAAAGAGGCAGCUGGAUCUCUGCUCCACCUUGCUGGAAUUCGUACAUGUCUGGGUUCCCUGAUAAGUACUGCAAAGACACAAAGUCAAAAGCAACGGAAAAAAUAGAAAUGCUUUUUGGUGUGAAAUUAUUUUAAAGUGUGGCAAUACUCUUCUACUUAAUUCUUUACAAGGGAUAUCAAAGCCAUAAUCGACUUUAGUUUUAAGGUGAGGAGGGGUGCCAAUUACUUGUUUCUUUCAAAACAUUUUUGAUUUCUGUUUAUUUUUUAAAAUUUAACCAUUGCUGUAAUGAUCAUGCCCAAUCGUAAACAUGUGAUUAAAAAGCCUGAGAGCAUAAUUUUUGUGAUAAGUGUCUCUUAAGAUUUGGAAAUUGUUACAUAUGAAAAUCCAUAGUUACUGAUCCCAUUAAAAUUUUUGCUGAUAUCUUUGUCAUAUACUCCUCCCUGCCACAUGACCUAGUAGGGUAAGAUUUGAAUUAUUUUAAUUGUGUCUUAUUUUUUGUUUUAAAUUAUUUGUUGAACAUGAGCAAAGUCAAAUAUAAAUCAGAAAAGAUCCUAGAUGUCUAGAAAAUUCCUGUCAAUAAUAUAGGUAAAAAAUCCAACAGUGUUGUAAGAUUUAGAAAAGAAAAUUUGGGGAUGUGAUUUCAUCUAAGAAGACUACAGUUCCUAUUACAGUAGUAUCUGAAGUGUUUUUACAUCAUGGAUGACGCAUAGCAUUCAUUGGGGCCUUUUAUUUUUUCCCAAAGUGCUCUGCAACCACUGUUUAAGCCACCAGCUGUCUAUGUGAAGUGGAAAUUGUCCACUCAGAGGAUAUAGCCAUAGAGUGUUAUGGAGUAACGCCAAUUUUGACAUACUUUUGCAAUAAGAAUCUUUCAUUUGCUUUCCUAAAUACACUGCAUUCUAAGAGUCUUAUAACCAGAUGGAGUGGAAUACUUAUUACUUAUGUUAUCAUAAAUGAAAGUAGGUCAUUUAGGAAAAAAAAAAGAACAAAACUUUCCAAGCUUUGUAUGAAUUAAAAUUGAAUGUAUACGAAAUAAAUUUUAAAAGGCUUAACUGUAGAGCUAAAAUACUUUCUCGGAUUUCAACACUCAUAUAAAAUUAGAUCUUACACAAAACUUUUUGAGGAGGCAGUGUAAUACUUAUAUGUGCCAUUAAUCCAUGCUAAAAGGUUUUUAUAUUACUAUUCCAGCAUUGUCUUAAAAUGUUUUAAGUAUUUAAACAAAUCUGCUUAUGAGACAGUUUUUUAUAAUAUCAUUUAUAUAGUUUGACUACAUUAUGGAGAAAGAACAGGGAUACUAAAACUAUAAUUUAUUACAUUGCUUUUUACAAUGGUGGGGACGACUUUGGAAAAGUCAUUCUUAUGAUACAUUCUAUGUCAUAGACAAUGACUUAAUUUUCAUUUUUCCCCAUAAUUUUUAUACGUAGAUACACACACACACAUGCAGAGUCAAACUCAAGAUGUUGAUUUCCUGCUCUCAGCUGUGUUUAUGACUAUAAAACAUUUUCUUGGAUUUUUUUAAAGACAUAAAUGUUUUUAUUUUAGCUUCUAAAUUUUAUUUCGACAAAACUGUCAAAAGAAGAAUAAUAACAAAUGUAUCUUUCAAUUGAUAAGACUUUUAUACAGGGAUAAUAGCAUUAAUGUUUUCUGUCCUGUUUCCCUGUCAGUUGUCAUUGAUUAUAGAUAACUACCUUAAUACAAUUGGUGCUGUUGAAAUACAGUAAUUUUUUCAUUUGUUGAUAAUGUAGGAUGAGUUAUUUGGACUUUUUCCUUCAUAAAUGUCACAUCUCCAGCAAAUAGCUAAGCCAGGUUAGCCUCUUUUACUAUAGACAGUGAAUAAAACACCAAAAACAAACAAAAAAACCCUUUUACCACGGUGUAAAUAGUAAAGAGAUUACAAAAAUGGAUGUAUUCUCAGCUGUAAUAGGGAUCUUCAAAAUGUCUUCAUAUAUGUAACUCCUUAAUUUCUUUGAUUUUUUUUCUCCCUCUGUACUUAUCCAACAAAUUUAAAUGUUUAAGCUACCUUCAUCAUUAGCAAGGACAAUAAACACUGUACUAACAUCUACCAGGGAGAAGUUAGACAUUUUAUUUACACCCAAGUCUUGUAUAAGAUUCGUGUGUCAUAUUCCAUUUGCUAAUACAACACAGCAGUUAUUUUCAAGGGGAGCAGCUUUUUAAUUAUGGUCCCGCUGUUCUCACUCCUGAGGUGUGUGGAGAUAGAAACAUGUCUCAUAGCCAUACAAUUAAGGAAAGUCAUUCCAAGUCCUGUGGACUAGAAAUUGUAUUCCAAAUAAUAAAUUAAUUUUGCUGUAGUAAGAACAAUUUGGAAACCCCAGAGAAGUUACAUGUUUUUCAAUAACUGUGACUUAAAUUAACAUACAAUUUGCCUUACAUCAAAAAAAUAGAAAGUUGGUUGCAACCUAUUCCAGUUUAUACUAGAUCCCUAGUGAGAGUUUUGUCUCAGCACGAUUAAUCUUCAUCUGUGAAGAUGAAGAAUCUGUGUUUCCCGAAUAUGUAUUUUUGACAUUUGUUUGUGCAAUAUAUUACUAAAUUAGUUAAUAUUUUACUUUACAAAUUCAGAAGAAAACAGAUUACCUGCAUUUGUGGAAAAGCUAACUAUUGGUGGAUACCUCCCUUUUUCCACCUUUGAGCUUUUCCUGUCCUCAUAGUCAGCAUGACUUCUCUUAAAUUAGAUUCCUUUGUAUAUUGUAAAGUUUAGUAUAUAUAUAUAUAUAUUUUUUUUUCUUUUGCUACUUUCUGAGGCAUUAUGUAAAGGGUUCAUAUUAGAUGGUCAGUCAAAUAUACGUUAGCAAAAAAUUCAAAGCUAGAGAAAGUGUUAAGGAGGGAAUGUGUGUGUUUUGGUAGGCCAGGAAGCCUUCCCCAGCAAUUUAAGCAACAGAUGUGAAUACUUCACAAAGUGUAAAGACUUUUGUCUUAAAUACUACAGUAAUUUAACACCCUUUUGUGAAGACUCAUUUAAGAGACUUUGAGGCUUUCUGGUUUAUAUAUACUUUAUAGUUUUAUUAGUUUGAAAUGUGUAAGCUUUGAUUUAAACAAAGUUUACUUCAGUAUGUUAUGAUAUAGUCAAAAUAUUUAUUGAAAGGGAAAAUAGAAUAUUUUAAUGUUAUACCUGCCAUUUUUUCUUAAAGUACAUUCUUUGCAUCUAACUGCCAGUGCCAUUGUCAAAACUUGUUUCUAAAAUUGUUGUACAUUUUUUUAUUAAACUAAGUGCUUGAUUUUAAAGUAUUAUGUUGCCAUCAGAUAGUAUAUAAAAAUGUAUAAUUGCCAAUUCAUUGUAACUACUAUUUAUUUUUAAAUGAAAGUAUAAAGAUGCUUUCUGUUUCAAGAAAUUUGUUAUUAAACUGUUUUCUCUUUUUUGAUGUAGCAUAAAAAUUGUCUUCAGUUGGAAUUGUAACUGCCAGUAGAUGACCAGUCACAAGUGAACCACUUCUUAGUUGCCAGUCUUUGCUCAUAUUAAAAACAACUUACAAAUGUUUAGUUUUUGUAUCUAAUCUCUGAUAAUUAAAAUGUUUAUAAAGUUUAUUUUUACCAAAGAGAUACAAUUCAUUAUGAUAAAGUAUUGCAGAGUAAACUUUGUUUUAUAACAUUUUUUGUGCUUUCUCUGUUCUUUGGGGGAUGAGAGGAGGGACAGUGUAGAUGUAAGGUGGCACAUCCUUCUACACACACACUAAGUGCAGUGGUGUUACUUCAAAAAUAUCAAUAAUACCAUCUGUUUGAAAAUUGGGACAUGUAUUAUAAAAUGGAUUAAUUUACAAGCAACGUUUUGAUUUUAAGUUUUCAACCCCCAUUAACUUCUGUACUGAUAAUUUAGUCUUUUACAUGGAAUUAUUUAUAUGAAAUGAGACAACUAUAUUGAUUUUAAACUACUACCACUCUGUGUCCUUUGCCUUUUAAGGCAUCCUCUUGAAAUAGAAAAUGAUUAAAAUAAUAACCAUUCGGGGGUCA